This is a messenger RNA of Tachysurus fulvidraco (yellow catfish), 2802 nucleotides long. RefSeq names its product tnf receptor-associated factor 4b (gene traf4b). Gene Ontology annotation, molecular function: protein binding; zinc ion binding. The coding region runs from base 147 to 1583 and encodes 478 amino acids. Gene Ontology annotation, biological process: protein K63-linked ubiquitination; tumor necrosis factor-mediated signaling pathway; activation of NF-kappaB-inducing kinase activity. The transcript is spliced from 7 exons. NCBI's taxonomy places the organism in Eukaryota, Metazoa, Chordata, Actinopteri, Siluriformes, Bagridae. Gene Ontology annotation, cellular component: plasma membrane signaling receptor complex. The record is from RefSeq and is a predicted model, not a curated record.
UUUCUGAGUUCUGAAGCGCAUUGAAUCCGGAAAUGUCACACAGGAACAACGCCACGUUUAGCCAGUUAUUACACGUUAACACGCGAGUGUAAACACGACUUAAACUCAUUUUAUCGUGUCUACUUUUGCUUAGUACACACUCUGCUAUGCCUGGUUUAGAUUACAAGUUUCUGGAGCGACCGAGACGCCGCUUUCUGUGUCCUUUGUGCAGUAAACCGAUGAGGGAACCUGUCCAGGUGUCCACCUGCGGACACAGGUUCUGUGACACCUGUCUGCAGGAGUUUCUCAGUGCCGGCAUAUUCAAGUGCCCAGAAGAUCAGAUGCCUCUCGACUACGCUAAAAUUUUCCCAGAUGUCGAGUUGGAGCAGCAGAUUCUGGCUCUGCCCAUCCGCUGCAUUCACAGUGAGGAAGGUUGCCGCUGGUCAGGACAGAAUAAACAACUACAGGUCCAUCUCUCAGUAUGUACCUAUAACGUGGUGCCGUGUCCAAACCGCUGCAUGAUGAAACUGUUGCGCCGUGAUCUUCCUCAGCACCUGCAGCAUGACUGCACCAAGAGAAAGCUGCGCUGUGACCACUGCGCUGAUGAGUUCACAGGGGAAGCACAUGAGAGACACCAGGACAUGUGUCCAGAGGAGAGUGUGUACUGUGAGAAUAAGUGUGGGGCUCGUAUGGUGCGCAGGUUGCUGACGCAGCACAGCGUGUCCGAAUGUCCUAAACGCAAACUGUCCUGCAAAUACUGCAGCAAGGAGUUCCUGUACGACACCAUUCAGAAUCAUCAGAGCCAGUGUCCACGCGUCCCAGUGCAGUGUCCUAACAGCUGUGGCACACCCGGCAUCACCCGAGAGGAUUUAACCAUUCAUGUUAAGGAGAGCUGUGGGACCUCCAUGGUGCUCUGUCCCUUUAAGGACGCCGGCUGCAAAUACAGAUGCUCCAAGCCUGCAGUGUCCCUUCACCUGGAUGAGGCCGCUCACUCUCACCUGUCUUUACUCAGCAGCCUUGUUUCUAGGCAGAGACUCGAGCUGCGAGAGCUGAGGCGUCGUGUCGAGGAACUUUCCGGAACCCAAGACGGGACUUUGCUUUGGAAAAUCCCCAACUACAGCCGUCACCUACAAGAAACCAGAAAUUGCUCGAAUGGAACGUCGGAGCUCUUCAGCCCCGUUUUCUACUCUCAUCGCUACGGAUACCGUCUCCAAGUGUCCGUCUUUCCGAACGGGAACGGCAGCGGCGAAGGAACAUACCUCUCCGUCUAUAUCAGAGUGCUCCCGGGGGAGUACGACGGCCUGUUGGAGUGGCCGUUCCCUCACCGCGUCACCUUCUCGCUGCUGGACCAGAGCGACCCAGCACUGUCCAAACCUCAACACGUCACCGAGAGCUUCAGCCCAGAUCCCAACUGGAAGAACUUCCAGAGACCUCGACCUGGAGCAAUCGGGAGCGUACGUACCAGCCUUUUGGACGAGAGUAUGCUGGGAUUCGGCUACCCCAAGUUUAUCUCGCACGAGCAGAUGAAGCAAAGGAACUACAUCAGAGACAACGCCAUCUUCAUCAAAGCUUCUGUAGAUGUGGUGCAGAGAAUAAUCAACUAACCCGACUUGAGUUAAAAGGAGUUGAAGCAAUCCAGUAAAAUCAUCCUUUAUUAUUAAGGCAUGAUUAUAUAUGGUCGCCGUUUGUCCACUGUCGAUUUUAGUCUUGAGGAAAAACCUCAAUAAAGUGUAAGGAAGUGGACAAGGACUUGAGUUAGCAGGACUGGGGAAUCGGUUCCGUCUCAGUACGGACAUUCUUCUCCCAUAUACAUAGGAGUGUUUGGGGACAAUAGGAUGGGUGUAGAAAAAAAGUAGGCUAAUAGUUUUUUUUUAGUUUAAUCGGCCUGUUAGAUUUGAAAUCGUGUCACUGCUAAUAUACAGAGAAGAAUUGUUCACAAAACAUUGAGUCAAGUAAAAGUACUGAUAUAAUAAUAAUUAUUUAAAGCGAAAGUCAUAAACAAGUGGUGAACAGUUACUGAACAAAAUGUCUCACCACUAAUCUGAGUACCUUCUGUAUAAAACAUUCUACUAACUAACCAAGUGAGCUGGUUGGGAAAAAUGCCACCACCUCCAUUAUCGAGUGCAUACAAAGAACACUAUCGCAAGGAACGUUUAGCUAAGCUACAGUAUGUCUAUCAUGUUAUACAAAUAAUGCACGUUCUGUUUUUAGCUACUUUGUUAGCUAUCUAGCAAAAAAUUUCACACGUUACUGUAUAGGUCAUAGCGGCACUGAUUUGUGACUUUUCUGGUUCGUUACAGAGCUUUAAUUCUGUAACGUGUCACUUUAGAGACGUAACUGGGUAGUCGGUCAGUCACUCAGCUAGCUAAUUGUUUAGCAUCUACUAGUCAGAUGUCUAGUCUCCAGGGAUGGAAAACGAAACUCAAACAUACUGUGAUUAAUUUUAGACUUUAAUAUUCCUGAAGUGUCAUCAAUGUACUUUUGUAAUGGUUCCUCACGUUUUCCAAGCUGAAGAUUCUCCACAAGAGGGCGCUAUUAUUACUCAGUUUAAACCGAUGGGUAUCAGUAGAUAUAUAGAAUUGAUUCAGUGUAAUUUUACAGCCCUAAGGACCAAAUUAGAAGUUGUAGCUUUUCUUGUAGCACUAGUAUAAGAAACUUUGCAAGUCUUACUGGUGUAACGGCGGCAGCAGCAACAGGGCCAGUGGUGAAGACUUAAAUACUUUUCUAUUUAAAUGCAGUUUGUGUCAUGAUUUAAAAGAUGUGUAUUUUCCACGUGUUUCUUACUUGAAAAUAAUAAUAAUAAAACUCCUUGAUAUCUCUUGA